GUUGUCGUGCAGCCCCUAAACUCUGUGUAUAAAAGGUAUAAUAUCAGACACACACCACAAAGCAUUGCUCACUGCCAGCAAUGGAAACAUCUUCAGUCCUCCUUGUGUGCAUCCUGGUGACAUGUUCAGUCUGGACAGUCUACGGGAGAAGCUUCGAGAUCAGCAUUGAUGAUCAGGAGCAGGUGGAAGUGGACAUCUCUGUGAAUGCCGGCAAGCUUCCAGGUGUGUGCUGGGCGUGCAAGUGGGCUUUAAACAAAGUGAAGAAAGCUGUCGGAAAUAAUGCCACUGUUGAGAAACUGAAAUCAAAGUUGAUGUCCGUCUGCGACCAAAUUGGCCUCUUAAAAUCUCUGUGCCGCAAGUUUGUGAAGGCACACCUCUCAGAAUUAAUCGAGGAGCUCACCACCACUGACGAUGUGAAGACGAUCUGUGUCAAUACUGGAGCCUGCAAGCCAAAGGACAUGUCGGACUUGGACCUGGUCUUUUAUCCAAGCGAGGAGGAGCCAUUUGUUGAAAUUAAAAAAUUUCUCUGAGGUUGUAAUUAUGGGCAAUAAUUAAGAUGCACUUAAUUUGCAAGAAAAAUAUACAGUAAACCACAUGUGAUUGACAUAAAAAGGUAUAUAAUCAAGAAUCUCUUUUAACCACUGCAUUUACUUUGUGCUGUGCUUUCUCUUGUACCUUUUUUUUUCUUCUUUGCAAUGCCUCUAAUGUCACUUCAUAUUUCUGUAUCUGUGCACAGAUAUCAAUAAAUGUUUGCAUUUCA
This is a messenger RNA of Sebastes umbrosus (honeycomb rockfish), 760 nucleotides long. It is a transcript of the gene nkl.4, whose product is annotated as NK-lysin tandem duplicate 4. The transcript is spliced from 5 exons. Bases 81 to 530 code for a protein of 149 amino acids. NCBI's taxonomy places the organism in Eukaryota, Metazoa, Chordata, Actinopteri, Perciformes, Sebastidae. The record is from RefSeq and is a predicted model, not a curated record. Gene Ontology annotation, biological process: lipid metabolic process; defense response to bacterium.